AUGGAGGAUGCUGGGUUCUGGAAAGUUGUCAUCAAAGCCAAGCAUGGAGAGCUGAAUCACUGGUGUUCAAAAGUCUCAAGUUCUCCAUACGGUGUGGGAUUAUGGAAAGGCAUCAGCAAAUUAUGGAGUACUUUUGCUCAGAACAUCCACUUUGAAAUUGGGAAUGGUUCAUACAUCGGAUUCUGGAAGGAUAAAUGGCUUGGAAACUCUACCCUUCAAGUUGAAUUCCCUAACUUGUUCACCAUAGCCCAAGAUCCUAAUGUUGUUAUUGCUACAUACAGGGAAGGGGUCAAUUGGGACUUGAAGUUCAGAAGGGACAUGCAUGAUUGGGAAAUAAACGAGCUGCUAGACCUCUAUGCAAGACUACAACAAAGCAAUGUUAACCCUCAUGCCGUGGAUAGACUUAAAUCGAGGAAUCAUGAUGGAGGCAUCUACACAGUCAAUGUGGGAUAUCAACAAAUGUGUUCUAGUAAUCCCAUGAUAGACAAAUGGCCCUGGAAACUUAUUUGGAGAACCAAGCUGCCACCAAAGGUUAUCUGUUACACCUGGACAGCAUUAUAUGAGUCAAGGAUGCUUAUAAGAGCUGGAGUUUAUGGAGAGUUGGUAAAGCCAUCAGGAAAAUCUGAUCAAUGGUCCCUGCUUGUAUUUUCUGGUGCAUUUGGAUAA
Molecule: messenger RNA, 666 nt
Organism: Nicotiana attenuata
Lineage: Eukaryota; Viridiplantae; Streptophyta; Magnoliopsida; Solanales; Solanaceae
Exons: 2
Coding region: 1-666 (221 amino acids)
Source: RefSeq, a predicted model, not a curated record